Molecule: messenger RNA, 2193 nt
Organism: Rosa rugosa (rugosa rose)
Lineage: Eukaryota; Viridiplantae; Streptophyta; Magnoliopsida; Rosales; Rosaceae
Exons: 3
Coding region: 1-2193 (730 amino acids)
Molecular function (GO): protein dimerization activity
Source: RefSeq, a predicted model, not a curated record
AUGACGGAUCACCGAAAACCCAAGCGAUACAAAAAUCUUUUGUCAUGGUUUACAAAUGAUACUCCAUCAAGUGGUAGUGGGAGUGAGAUUAGGAGUGAGAGUGGGAGUAGAAAUGUGACGUCGAAUUCUGUGAACGAUGUACCUUUAAACUCUUCUCCAUCUAUUCUAGAAGAAUGUCAUAAUGAAAGAAUUGAGAGAGAAGAAAUUUUUGAUGUUACUUCUCUUGAGCGUGAUCCAGGAUUACGACGUUCAAUAUGUAAGUAUCCUUUGAAUGAUCGUGACAGUAUUCGAAGAGCUUAUGUGUUAUCCUUCCCACCAUCCGACAUUCACUGGUCUGGGUUUCAAGGUUGGAAGAAUGUUAUGUCAAAACAAUCUGGUCUAGUUAAUCACAUGGGAGCCAUAAAUUCUCCACAUAGUAUUGCCAUGCACAAGUGGGAGUCCCUAAGAAACCCAUCUAAGCAUAUUGAAAGAGUGAUUAGCACACAAUCAGCACAAGAACUAGCAGAUAACCGACUCCGGCUUAUUACUUCUAUAGAGAGUGUGAGGUUGUUGGCACACCAAGGAUGUGCUUUUAGAGGUCAUGAUGAAUCAGCCGUAUCAUACAAUGCUGGCAAUUUCACUGCAGUUGUGAAUUCCUUUGGAAGAAUGAAUAUAGAAGUUAACAAAGUCUUACAAAAUGCUCCUGAGAAUGCCAAGUAUACUUCUCCACUUAUUCAAAAGCAAAUUGCAAAUAUUCUUGGUAACAAAGUUAGAACUAAGAUUCGGGAGGAAGUGGGAGAUGCCAAGUUUUGCAUCCUUGUUGAUGAAGCGGUUGAUGUAUCUAAUAGGGAACAAAUGGCUAUCAUUCUUCGAUUUGUUGAUUGUGAUGGGUUUAUUAGAGAACGGUUUUUCAAAGUUAUUAGUGUUGCGGACACUUGUUCUCAAACUCCAAAAGAUGAGAUUUCCAAAGUCCUUGCUCAAUAUGAUCUUCAAGUAGAAAAUAUGUGUGGCCAAGGAUAUGAUGGUGCUACUAAAGGGGUGCAUGAUAUUUGGGAGUUCUUUUCAACUCUAAAUUUGAUUGUAAAUUUUGUUGAUUCUUCUGCAAAACGACAUUCAGCAUUAAGAGCUAUAAGAGAAGAAGAAAUUGCAGAUUUAGUAGCUGCAGGUGCACUUCAGACAGGUAGAAGGGCUAAUCAGACUUGCACUUUGCAACGGGCAGGGGCUACUCGUUGGGGUUCACAUCUUCGCUCUAUUUCAAGUUUGAUUAAAUUAUUUGGAGCUACCAAAACAACUCUUGCAGAUUUGGUUGGUAAUGGACCAAAUAAAGUACAAGGAGAAGCGAAGAGUGUAGGUAAGGCUAUGAAGCGUUUUGAUUUUGUGUUUUGCAUGAUUUUGAUGCAUGAUGUCAUGAGGAUUACUGACUUUCUUUGUCAGGCAUUGCAAAAAAAAGCCAUAGACAUCUUGAAUGCUCUGAAUUUUCUUUCAAUAACAAAAUCAAAACUUCAAGAUAUAAGAGAAGAUGGUUGGGAUGAUUUGAUUAUGAAGGUUGAAUCAUUUUGUUGUGAGCAUGAUAUUAUUAUGCCGGAUAUGUCUGCUCCUUACAAGAAAGCUACAAGGGCUUGUGAACAAGGUAUUACAAAUGAGCAUUAUUAUCGGGUCAAUAUACUAAAUGCUGUGAUAGACUUUCAGUUGGCAGAGCUGGAUAGUAGAUUUACAGAUAAUUCAUUGGAGCUCCUUGUUCUUAGUGCUACAUUUGAUCCACGUGAUAAUUUUCGAUCAUUCAAAUCUGAAGAUGUUUGCAAUAUUGCUUUGAAGUUUUAUCCUCAAGAUUUUACAUCAUAUGAUAUGCUUGCUCUAGAUAUGGAGUGUGGGUUUUUUGUAACAGAUAUUCAUAAGGAUCCAAGAUUUGCCAAGACAACUUUUGUGUCUGAUUUAUGUAGGCGGUUAGUUGAAUCUAGAAAGUCAUCAUUCUUUCCUAUGAUUUAUAGGUUGAUUUGUCUUGUGUUGACUCUGCCAGUUUCUACAGCAACAACAGAGAGAGCAUUUUCAUCUAUGAAUAUCAUAAAAAACAAACUUCGAAAUAAGAUUGAAGAUGAGUUUCUUGAUGACUUGAUGGUUCUUUACAUUGAAAAGGAGUUCGCCGAUAGUAUUGAUAAUGAUUCUGUGAUUGCUGAGUUUGAAGUGAGUGGGCCUCGGAGAGUACGAUUUAGUUAG